Molecule: messenger RNA, 1719 nt
Organism: Vanderwaltozyma polyspora DSM 70294
Lineage: Eukaryota; Fungi; Ascomycota; Saccharomycetes; Saccharomycetales; Saccharomycetaceae
Gene: ICL1
Product: isocitrate lyase 1
Exons: 1
Coding region: 1-1719 (572 amino acids)
Biological process (GO): carboxylic acid metabolic process
Molecular function (GO): isocitrate lyase activity
Source: RefSeq, a predicted model, not a curated record
AUGCCUGUAUUAAAACAAUCCCAAAAUUCAGAUAAUGGCAAUUCAAAUGAAUUGGUCCAAAGUGCUCCAAAUUUAAGUGAUUUUAACCAAAUCCAAUCCUAUCUACAAAAGGAAUCUGAAAAAAUUGACGAGUGGUGGAACGAUGAACGUUGGAAUGGUGUCAAGAGAAUUUAUUCUUCUUAUGAAAUCGCAAAAAGACGUGGUGUAAUGGAAAAAGUAGAUUACCAAUCCUCUGUAAUGUCAAGAAAAUUAUACAAAGUAUUGAGAAACCAUUUCGCAAAUGGUACUGUCUCAAAAACUUUUGGUGCUUUGGAUCCAGUCCAAAUUACUCAAAUGUCAAAAUAUUUAGAUACUAUUUAUGUUUCUGGCUGGCAAUGUUCUUCCACUGCAUCCACUUCAAAUGAACCAGGUCCAGAUUUAGCGGAUUAUCCAAUGGACACAGUCCCAAAUAAGGUAGAACACUUAUUCAAGGCCCAAUUGUUCCAUGACAGAAAACAAUUUGAAAUGAGAGCAAAUGCUUCUUCAAAGGAAGAAUUAGAAGCUUUGGGCAAACCAACUGAUUAUUUGACUCCAAUUGUUGCUGAUGCCGAUGCUGGUCACGGUGGUUUGACUGCGGUCUUCAAAUUAACAAAGAUGUUCAUCGAACGUGGUGCCGCUGGUAUUCAUAUCGAAGAUCAAACUUCAACAAAUAAAAAAUGUGGUCAUAUGGCUGGUAGAUGUGUUAUUCCAGUUCAAGAACACAUCAACAGAUUGACCACUGUAAGAAUGUGUUCUGAUAUCAUGGGUUCAGAUUUGGUUUUGGUUGCAAGAACUGAUUCUGAGGCCGCUACAUUGAUUAGCUCAACCAUCGAUCCAAGAGAUCAUUACUUUGUUGUUGGUGCCACCAACCCUGAAAUGGAUGAUGAUUUAAGUUUUGCUGAUUGUAUGAACCAAGCAAUUAUUUCUGGAAGUUCUGGUAAUGACUUGCAAGUAUUGGAAAAUAACUGGUGUGAAAAAGCUGGUUUGAAAUUAUUCCAUGAAGCAUUUGCUGAUGAAGUUAAUAAAAACCCAGAAAUCAAAAAUAAACAAGAAAUCAUUGAUGCAUUCAACAGUAAGGUCGGCCCAUUAACUGAAACCUCACACAGAGAAGCUAAGAAAUUAGCUAAAGAAUUAAUUGGUUAUGAUAUCUAUUUCAACUGGGAAUUACCAAGAGUAAGAGAAGGUCUAUACCGUUACAGAGGUGGUACCCAAUGUGCUGUCAUGAGAGCAAGAGCAUUUGCUCCAUAUGCUGAUUUGGUUUGGAUGGAAUCUAACUACCCAGAUUUCCAACAAGCGGUAGAAUUUUCUGAAGGUGUAAGAGCCAAGUUCCCAAAUAAGAUGAUGGCUUAUAACUUGUCACCAUCUUUCAACUGGCAAAAAGCUAUGCCUGUCGAUGAACAAGAAACUUUCAUUUCAAGAUUGGGUGAAUAUGGUUACUGUUGGCAAUUCAUUACUUUGGCUGGUUUACAUACUACAGCUCUAUCAACUUUGAAGUUUACUCAAGAAUUUAUGGAAGAAGGUAUGAAAGCUUAUGCCAACAAAGUCCAACAACAAGAAAUGGAUUUGGGUGUUGAUGUUCUAAAACAUCAAACAUGGUCAGGUGCAGAGUACAUUGAUGGUUUAUUGAAAUUAGCCCAAGGGGGUGUUAGUGCAACAGCUGCUAUGGCUAAAGGUGUCACUGAAGAUCAAUUUAAGAAUUAA